AUGACCAUAGUGCUCGCAUUGGCAUUUUUAAACCCAACCCUAAAAUACUCUUCUAAUUUACCCACACUUCCACCACUACGGAUAACGGAUAUAUCUCCUAUUCCAAAAAAUCCUAUUAGUGCCCUUAGUGACCAUAAUUGGAAAAGUGCAAUGUUGGAUGAAUUUAAUGCUUUAAUUGAUAAUAAGACUUGGGAAUUAGUGCCUAGACCUCCUAAUGUGAAUGUAAUUCGGUCUAUGUGGAUUUUUCAUCACAAAUAUAAAUCUGAUGUUUCUUUUGAGCGCUAUAAAGCUCGUCUUGUAGGUGAUGGGAAUACUCAGCAGCAGGGUAUUGAUUGUGAUUUGUUGAAAGAAAUGGCUUGA
This is a messenger RNA of Jatropha curcas, 360 nucleotides long. The record is from RefSeq and is a predicted model, not a curated record. Lineage: Eukaryota; Viridiplantae; Streptophyta; Magnoliopsida; Malpighiales; Euphorbiaceae.